Oldenlandia corymbosa var. corymbosa is the source of this 2214-nucleotide messenger RNA. Lineage: Eukaryota; Viridiplantae; Streptophyta; Magnoliopsida; Gentianales; Rubiaceae. The record is from the annotation of a GenBank genome assembly.
AGUCGUGCAGCAUCCAACGCUUUCACUUGUAAAUAGGGCUCCCGACAUCAGUAUCAAAUUUCGUCGAAGAAGAGUCGAGAUCUUCUGCCUGCCUAACUGGAGAAAACAGCAGGGAGGGAAAAUUUGUAAAUUUGGGCGGAGCUGAGGCUGAAAUAGGAAGAAAGAAGCAAAGGAGAGCCUAAGAUUCGAGACACAGGAAACCAUGGUGACGUCUUCGGUGGUGAACACAUACCCUCUUUCCAGUUACACUUUCGGUACUAAGGAGCCGAAGAUGGAGAAGGACACUUCCGUCGCCGAUCGUCUUGCCCGCAUGAAAGUCAAUUACAUGAAAGAGGGUAUGAGGACAAGCGUCGAAGGAAUUUUAUUGGUGAGAAUUUCUAUUUUCUCAAUCCUUUUGUUAUCAGUGAUUUAUUUUAGGAGUAAUAAUGUUUUUAAUUUUUUUUUCUUAAUGUAUGCUGUGUAUCUAUGUACUUAUUUCCCUGACCUCGUACUUGUUCCUUAUAGUAGGAUUUACAUGGAUAGGUUCAUUGCGCCUAUAUGUGUAUGUUGUCACGAAAUUGAAGGGGGAAAAGGUGUAAAUCAGCAGUCUUGGGUUACUAACUAUCCUAUGUUGCUUAUACAAGAUUUAUUAUUAUGAUGAAGAGUUUCUGCCUUGUCUUUAUUGUGGGCUAUAAAUUGUCUUUGUUUCGGAAGUAAUUGGUUAGCAGCCUACCCUACGAGUAGAUUUUGAUAAAGGAAGUAUCUUUAGUGUGUUUUCAAGCUUUGGAUUGAAUAUUUAUUGUUAACGAAGUGCUUUUGAUCAGUUACACUUACACCAAUCUUUGAUGGGCAGACAUUACUUCUCUGACUUGUACUGCUAGGUUAUUUUAGAGAAGAAUUAGAUGGUACCCUCUUUAGUUGUUGAAAUGUCUAUGCACGGGUGAUAUAUGUUUAUAUUCAUUGCUUAUAUUUAUCUGUUUCUGCUGUGAAGAGUUUGCUUUCCCUGAUUUGGCAUAAUUUUUCCUUGAUGGAAGUUCUGUUGACCGGAAAAUUUCAUGCACCUGAACAGGUACAGGAGCAUAAUCAUCCCCAUAUCCUUCUUCUGCAAAUUGGUAAUACUUUCUGCAAACUUCCUGGUGGACGCCUCAAACCAGGAGAGAAUGAAAUUGAGGGAUUGAAGCGGAAACUGUCUAGCAAACUUGCUGCUAAUUCUCCCCAACUUCAACCAGAUUGGAAGAUUGGUGAGUGUGUGGCCAUGUGGUGGAGACCGAACUUUGAAACAAUCAUGUAUCCGUACUGUCCUCCUCAUAUCACUAAACCAAAGGAAUGUAAAAAGCUUUACAUUGUCCACCUUUCCGAGCGAGAGUACUUUGCUGUCCCAAAGAAUUUGAAACUUCUUGCGGUGCCGUUGUUUGAACUUUAUGAUAAUGUUCAGAGAUAUGGGCCAGUCAUAUCCACGAUUCCUCAACAGCUGUCUAGAUUUGAGUUCCACAUGAUCCAUCCAUAGAAUCAUUCUGGUGUAUUUGUGGAGUGAACCUUCCUGGAGAAUUGCUGUUUAGCUGCAGGUCUUGCAAGCUUUGACCCGGUAAAAACAAGUCGAGUUCAAAAAUUAUAAACCAUCUUCCAAUAAGGUGGCUUUCAUUUCAGCAGACGUUAUGCGCACAAGGAUAUUUGAGUGACUUUCAAUUUAAUAUACAUUGGACCUGCUGCUUAAGAUUAACGUAGGAGCUUUUGAGUCGGUGAUUCAUGGUGCAAUUUGGACCUUUCUAUUUAAGUCCCUUCCCAGUUAGCCCUAUUUUUUGUUCCCCCUCUCUUCAGUUUUCUUUGCUGCUGAUGUUAUGUGGAUGAGUUCCUUCUACUUCUAUGUAUGUUCUAUGUUCUACUUUCUAUGUAUGUUACCUACAUUGUCAUGGCGAGUGAAUGGAUGUUGAGCGCCAGUGUAGGGUCGUUCCCUGUUAGCAAGUGAUCUGAUUUUGUGUGUAGGGUUGUUCCCCAAUUAGGAAGUGAUCUGAUUGUGUAAUUACGGCAAAUUACUAGUUGAAACUGUUCUUUGUAGUCUUUAGAGGUCUUUCUUUAUUCAUUUUUUGUUUUUGUGAAAAUUUUAGAAGUUUUCUAUGUACAAAGCUAUGAAACCACCUGAGGUUCUCUCUUGGGUUUCUGUUUGACUGUAGUAAAUCAACCAUUUAGAGUUCAAGAAACUGAUAUGGAUCUUUGUCACUCGGUUACAGAAAUGCU